AUGUCUGAGAGUCAUAUAACCAAUAUAUCGACAAAUGGAUAUAAAGAUAAAACGAUAUCCAUGCAUUAUCAAAAUGAAUGUGAAAAAAAUGAAUAUAAUAAAUAUGUUUUAGAUAUUUGCAAUGUAAGUUGUCGAAAUAUUACAAGGGAAAAUAAUAUAUCAAAGAAUGAUCAGGAAAAAAUUCAAAAAAAUUAUAUUUUAAAUACUUUAGAAGAUGUAACAAAUAUAUAUAAUAUGCAAAAUAAAAAUAAUGGAAAUGAUGUAUUAAAUCAGUAUAAUAAAAUAAAAAUAUCGCAAAAUGAUAAAUCACAAAAGGGAAUGAAAGGAUCUACUAAACCUAAGUCUGUAAAGAAAAUGAAAGGAAAACUUCUUACUAACGAUCCAAUUAAUAUAGAUAAUUUUAGUAUCACAAAUGAGAAAAUAGAAAAUAAAUUUGUAGAUAAUAAUAAUGGAAAUGUUUCCACAUUUAAUGGUGGAAUUAGUAACGGAAUAAAUAACAUUAUUGAUGGAAAUAAUGAUAAUAAAAUUUUGAAAUAUUAUGAUAAUUUAAAUAAUAAUCAGGCAUCUAAUAAUUUAUUAAGAAACAAUGAAAAUUUUUUUAAUACAAAAAUGGAAAUAAAUAAUCCAGUAUUACAUAUAGUUGGAAAUAUUAUUUCACGAAAAAAUAUGGUUCCUAACAUUGGCGCAAAUUAUUAUACAAAUAAUAUUAUGAACGAACAAGGUAAUAAUAUAAAUUUUGUAAAAGAUAUGGAUCCAAACGUUAAGCAAAAUCUAAAUCAACCAGAAGGUCAAUGUGCUGAGAAAAAUACACAUGAACAAUUUUUGACUGAAAAUAAUAUUAACAAUAUGAAUAAUAAUUUUAUUCAGUCUCAAAACGUAGGAAAUUGUAAUAGUAGUGACAUUGAUCAAGGAAUUAAUGGUAAUAAUAAUCAAGAUGGAUCAAAUAAAAUAUCUCCUUAUAGCUUAAAUAGUGUAAAUCUAAAUAUGCUAAAUAAAAAAUAUAAUUAUAGUAUGAAUAAUGGAAAUACAAAUACAAAUACAAAUGUAUUAAAACUUAUAUAUAGAAAUGAUAAAUAUUCAAAUAUUAAGAAUGGGGAUAGUCCAUUAUAUUUAAUAAAUGAUGAAUAUAAUAAAAACAUGAAUAGAAAUAAUACAAGUAGUAAUAGUACUAAAAGUAGUAGUAAUCAUAGCACAAAUAGUAUUAUAAGUUUUAGAGGUGUCAACAAUAAUCAAAAUUUAAAGAUAGAUAAUAAUGAAAAAAAUUCAAACAAUUUGAAAAAUGUAUUAAAUAGAGAUAAUUAUGGAUAUGUUGAACCGACACAAAAUUCUUCUGAAUCAUUUCGAUCAAUAAUAAAUGCGGGAGGUUUAGGAACAAAUAUAAAAAAUGUUGGUAAUUUAAAACAUUCUAAUAAUAUUUCACAAGCUUUUAAAAUUAAUAAUAAUGAAAAUGUAAGAAAUGUUGGAAUACAUAUGAUUCCUAACGGGUUAAGAAAUAGUGUUACAAACAAUGGUGUAAAUAAUGUUGUGAAUGCUGGAAUAAGUAGUGAUAUAACUAGUAACAUGGUUAUUCAUAUAAAUCCAACCCAUCCAAACAUGGCUAAUUUAGACACAAAAAAUAACUGUAAUCGUGAAAUUAUUAGUUCAAAAAGUCAGCAAAAUAAUAUAACUGAUUUUGAAGGGAGUUAUAAAAACGCAAAGGAGUUGAUGCAUUUGCAUGACAAUAAUAUGAAUAAACACAAAUCAGUAGAUGUACAAAUCAAAACAAUACAUCAAACAGAUGGAAAACUUAUGGCAGAUUCAAUUAGAAAUGACACUAAUAGUAAUAAUGAUAUCAAUAGAAUUAUGAACAUGGCAGCCAAAAUAAAAUCAAAUGUAAUAAUUUCAAACAGUGCGAAUAUAAAUUCGAAUAAUAAUUUUGGUGAAUAUCAAAGAGAGAUAAAUAAUAACAAUAAUAAUAAAAUAAAAAUGAGCAAUGUACAGAAUGCAAAAAAUGAAAUAGUCAAUGAUAUGAAUAUAAAUAAUUAUAUGUAUGGUAAUAAAUUAAAUACAGAUAUUAGAAAUGAUAAUAAAAUAAUAAUGAAAGAUAUAACAAGAAAUCGAAAAGAAUAUUUAGUAGAACCAUAUAAAAAACUUAAUCACGAUAAUUAUAAUGUUAUGAAAAAUAUACUAUUUAAUAGAAGUUUUGUUAAUCCACAAAUUGUAAAUGGAUCAUAUAUUUCUAAUUAUAAUAUGAGACGAAAUAGUAGUAGUAGCGUUGCAAGUAAUAUGUCUAAUAAUAGUAAUGUUAUUAAUUAUGGUAAUAUAUUUUAUUUAGAUAAUAAAGUUGGGUUUAAAAAUAUUAUAAAACCAAACGAUCAAUUAUGUAAAGAUAUUUCAAUUUUGAGUAAUACAAAAAAUAAAAGUUCAAAUGAAUUAUUAAAAAAAAAUAAAAAAAUAAUAAUAACAAAACAUGAAGUAAAAUCUUUUUUAGUAAAUACAAUAAAAGCUAUAGGAUGUAUAUUAAAAAAAUGGAAAAAAAAAAAAAUGGGAAUUUAUUUUUGGUUUCAUAUACAAUGUAUAGAAGGUGAAAAGGAUUUAAAUUUUUAUAUUAACAUUUUUAAUUCUUUAUUUGAAAUAAUAACAGGUAAAAAUAUAUAUUAUCAACAUAAUGAUAUAAACAAUAUAAUAAAUAUAUUUAAGGAAUUUAUUUUAUAUGAUUGCAAACAUAUUUUUAAAAAAAGUAUCAAAAUAUUAAAUCAUUAUGCAAAAAAAAAUUCAAAUAAUUUUUCAAUUUUUGGAAAUAUCAAAGAAGAUUUAUUAAAUGUUAACAAAUCUUUAUUACUAAAUGAAUACGAAAAAAAAUCAUUCCUUACAUUAUCAAAUAAUUUGGUAACAUCUACUGGUAUUGAAGUUCAAAAUGAUAUAAACAACUUUGAAAAUCACGAUAAUAAAAAAAAUAAUUUUUUAGAAUAUUUAUUUAACUCUAUGAAAGAUAAUUAUUACUCUCUUGAAAAAAACAACACAGGGAAAUUGUAUUUAUCUAAUAUGUUUACAAGUUUUAGUGAAUUAAAUUAUAAUGAAAUAUUUAAUGUCUUUUUAAAGCAGCCAAAUUAA
Plasmodium berghei ANKA is the source of this 3093-nucleotide messenger RNA. RefSeq names its product conserved Plasmodium protein, unknown function. The transcript has a single exon. Bases 1 to 3093 code for a protein of 1030 amino acids. The record is from RefSeq and is a predicted model, not a curated record. Lineage: Eukaryota; Apicomplexa; Aconoidasida; Haemosporida; Plasmodiidae.